AUGGCUCGCAAGGUGAUCGUCGCUGCGGCUGCAUUUGCCGUCCUAAUACUGUCGUUCCUUCUGCCGUCAGGCGGCUGCAAGUUCUACCCCAGCAGACUCUCCAUCUGCGACUUGUGCAAACCUCGGUGCCAAGACGAGGGCAACGACAGCGGGUUCUGCGACGCCAGGAAGAACUGCAUCUGCGUAGACUGCUCGAAACAUGAUCGAGGCAAGUUCAUCAGCUCCAGCACAUUCAGCGUGGGCGGCCAUCGCUGGUGCAUCAGGUACUACCCUGAUGGCGAUGGCUUAGACAGUGCCGAUAGGAUAUCUAUCUUUCUGCAGCACGAUGAUACUGAUGCUGUGGACGCCAAGGCACGAUUCAGGUUCAGCGUCCUCAACGAGAUCGGAGAACCAGGGCCAUUACCGUUCAUCCAAAACGGCCAGCUGAACACCUUCUCCGCCAAGAAUCGGUGCUGGGGUUCCAACAAAUUCGUCGAAAGGAAGGCCCUGGAGGAAUCGGCCUGUUUGAAAGAUGAUGCCCUUCGAGUCAGGUGCAAUGUCACCGUCGCGAAGGACAUCCGCUGCACAGAGGCCACCGAGCAGUUCGUCGUCGUGCCGCCAUCCAACAUGCACCGGCAAUUCGGGCGUCUCCUCCAGGCCGGAGAAGGAGCGGAUGUCACCUUCGAGGUCGCCGGGGAGAUGUUCGCCGCGCACAGGUGCGUGCUGGCCGCAAGGUCACCAGUUUUCAUGGCUGAGCUCUUCGGCCCCAUGAGGGAGAAGGCCAUGAGCUACGCGGCGGUCAGUGGCAGCUCGUCGGCCAUUGUGGCGGAGGCCGUGACCGGGUCCCACGUGCUCAAGAUCGAGGGGUACUCCCGGACCAAGGGAAUCGGCAAUGGAGAGUUCAUCGAAUCCAGCACAUUUGCUUUGGGAGGCCAUCUCUGGUUGAUCAGAUACUACCCGCAUGGUUGUGGUUCGGAUAACGCUGGUUGGAUAUCGUUCUUUCUGGAACUCGAACAUUCAGAUGCUACGAGUGUGAAGGCAAGCUCGAAAUUCUGUCUACUCGACGAGAUGGGAGAACCAGCCCCAUCGCAUAGCAGGCAUUCGAGCGUCAUACGCACGUUCAAGGCUUCAGUACCCUCUUGGGGAUAUGAAAGAUUCAUCGAGAAGAAGGCUCUGGAGGAAUCAACCUAUCUGAAAGAUGAUUGUUUCAGAGUCCGGUGCGAUGUCACCAUCUCCAAGGAGUUCCGAGCGGAGGACACCGCGCGGUUCGUCACCGUGCCGCCGUCAGACAUGCACCAGCACCUCGCCCGUCUCCUCUCGUCCGGAGCGGAAUCAGACGUCACGUUCCGGGUCGGGGAGGAGACCUUCGCCGCGCACCGGGUCGUGCUCGCCGCCCGGUCCCCGGUCUUCAUGGCGGAGCUCUUCGGCCCGAUGAAGGAGAAGCACAAGACGAGCCGCCCCAUCCAGAUCUCCGACAUGGAGCCAGGGGUGUUCGGGGCGAUGCUCCACUUCAUCUACACCGACUCGCUGCCGGAGGCGGCGGUGGACACGGGCGACGCGUCGGUCUCGGUCAUGGCGCAGCACGUGCUCGUCGCGGCGGACAGGUACGGCCUGGAGAGGCUGAAGCUCAUCUGCGAGGACAAGCUCUGCGGCUACAUCAGCACUGGCACGGCGGCGACCACGCUGGCGCUCGCGGAGCAGCAUGGGUGUAGAGGGCUCAAGGAGGCGUGCUUCAGGUUUCUCAGGUCGCCGGGCAAUCUGAAGACGAUCAUGGGUAGCGAUGGGUUUCAGCAUCUGACAAGCAGCUGCCCCUCUCUUCUCAGCGAGCUGCUCGCCAACGUUGCUCCCUGAGCUCUGCAC
Messenger RNA from Panicum hallii, 1839 nucleotides. Its product is annotated as BTB/POZ and MATH domain-containing protein 2-like. Gene Ontology annotation, molecular function: protein binding. Lineage: Eukaryota; Viridiplantae; Streptophyta; Magnoliopsida; Poales; Poaceae. The coding region runs from base 1 to 1830 and encodes 609 amino acids. Gene Ontology annotation, biological process: protein ubiquitination. The transcript is spliced from 5 exons. The record is from RefSeq and is a predicted model, not a curated record.